AUGAAAUCCUUUCCAAAACAAAACACAAUUAAAGCUAUGUUAAGAGAAAGCAUCAAAAAAGCCAACGAAAAGUCCAAAAACGAGAGAUUUAUUGAUGCACCUUGUGUGAACUCACCAAUCUUAAGCCCAGGGAAGGAGUUAGAGACCAAAGGAGAAAUAACUAGCAAAGCUGAAAAGCUGCCGAACGUACGAUGUAUUGUUCGUGCUAGAAUACCUACUACGACAGGAACGGAAAUUUUCCUAAAUUUAUAUAAGAACGACCAAGACAACAAAGAGCAUUUAGCAAUUGUUUUUGGAAAGCAAAUUCGAUCAGAAAGCCUCGAUAGGGUUCAGGAAGGUGAAACUGAGAUGGAGCGCAUGAUUCGUGGUGCUUAUGUGGGAACAUUAUAUCCAGGAAGAAAAAGCUCAUACGUCGAUGCAAACGCUUUAGUUGCUAGUGAAGAAAAGAAGGAGGAGGUUAGAAAGAAAAAUUUUACGCCAUUAGUACGGAUCCAUUCAGAGUGCUACACUGGUGAAACAGCUUGGUCCGCUCGCUGCGAUUGUGGAGAACAAUUGGAUGAGGCUGCUCGUCUCAUUAGUGAAGAAGGGGAUGGUAUAAUUAUUUAUCUGAGACAAGAGGGUCGAGGCAUUGGAUUGUCUGAAAAAUUGAAAGCAUAUAAUCUGCAAGAUCUUGGUAACGAUACUGUCCAAGCUAACCUUCUCUUACAACAUCCAGCUGACGGUCGUUCUUACGCGAUUGCAACUGCGAUGCUCUUGGAUCUUGGUCAAAGAAACAUCCGUUUACUGACAAACAACCCGGAAAAGGUUAGCAAUAUUGAAGGUCCAAACAAAGAAGUUCAAGUGGUGGAAAGGUUGUCCAUGAUUCCAAAGUCUUGGCGAGGUGAUGAGGGAGGUUUUGACAGCCCUGAAGUGGGCGCCUAUCUUCGAACCAAAAUUGAAAAAAUGGGACAUUUAUUAGAUAUACCCGACAGAUAUUAA
Molecule: messenger RNA, 978 nt
Organism: Schizosaccharomyces cryophilus OY26
Lineage: Eukaryota; Fungi; Ascomycota; Schizosaccharomycetes; Schizosaccharomycetales; Schizosaccharomycetaceae
Product: GTP cyclohydrolase
Exons: 2
Coding region: 1-978 (325 amino acids)
Biological process (GO): riboflavin biosynthetic process
Molecular function (GO): GTP cyclohydrolase II activity
Source: RefSeq, a predicted model, not a curated record